Messenger RNA from Cydia pomonella (codling moth), 1158 nucleotides. Its product is annotated as scolexin B-like. The transcript has 6 exons. The record is from RefSeq and is a predicted model, not a curated record. Gene Ontology annotation, biological process: proteolysis. NCBI's taxonomy places the organism in Eukaryota, Metazoa, Arthropoda, Insecta, Lepidoptera, Tortricidae. The coding region runs from base 34 to 903 and encodes 289 amino acids. Gene Ontology annotation, molecular function: serine-type endopeptidase activity.
UAUAGACAAGUCUAGUUAGUGUUUGGUGUGACGAUGAAUGCGUUAGUAAGAUUGUGUGUGGUGCUCGCGGUGAGUCGCGGCGCCCUGGCGCGCCCGGAGGACCGGACCGACAUCGAUACGACCACCACCGACUCCGGUCCGCCGGAAGUAACUGAAAACCCUAUCUCCAAAUCCACGAAGAAUGACACCGCGACGGCGGUGCACCGGCGGAUCCCGUCGGCCGUGCUGUUCGGCGGAACUUGCGGAGGCACCGUCAUCGGCGAGCGCUGGGUGCUCACCGCGGCGCACUGCACAAUCUUCUCAGGAGCGGACUACGUUGUGGCGGGCACGGGCCACACCGACGACGACAGCGGCGUGCACAGAUCCGUGAAGCGGCUGGUGGUGCACCCGCGCUUCACCGUCGGCCCUUACUGGCUGAGAGCUGAGGACUUCAACAUCGCGCAGGUGGGCGCACACUGGGACUUCCUGCUAGCGGAGCUGGAGGAGCCGCUGCCGCUGGACGGAGUGAACAUCUCGGCCGUGCCACUCGACGACGAGGGCUACCUUCACCACGGCACACUCGUGGCCUACGCGGGCUACGGUGCGGCGCACCAUGGCGAGACGAUGCGCGAAGAGAUGCACCUCAUGGAGCUAGAGACGUUAGACAACGACGCUUGCGCCAGCUUGGAGCAAUUCAGCUCUGAAGAUAUGUUUUGCGCCAAGGGCCGACCGCCCAGGUUCGACUCCGCGUGCAACGGUGACAGCGGCAGCGGCCUGGUGACGGAGGGCGAAGGUCCGCGGAGACUGGUGGGUGUGGCGUCGUGGGUGCAAGACGAUGCGCGCGAGUGCGCACCCGGCAAGCUCGUCGUGUUCUCGCGAGUGUCCGCCGUGCGCGACUGGAUUAAGCAGAUCACUGGCAUAUAGCACAACUCCAGCACCAGCAGGCUGGUGGGCGAGCGUUGCGUCGUGGGUGCAGAACAACGCGCGAGUGCGCACCCGGCAAGUUCGUCGUGUUCUCGCGCGUGUCCACCGUGCGCGACUUGGUCAAGCUCGUCACCGGCAUUUAGGACACAACUCCAGCAUCAGCGGCCUGCUGAUAGACGGUCAAGGUCUGCGGAGGCUGGAAGUCAUGGCGUCAUGGCGUCUGGGUCAAGCAGAUUAUUAUUGUGAUGCAUCAUA